Molecule: messenger RNA, 753 nt
Organism: Saxophila tyrrhenica
Lineage: Eukaryota; Fungi; Ascomycota; Dothideomycetes; Mycosphaerellales; Extremaceae
Exons: 2
Coding region: 1-753 (250 amino acids)
Cellular component (GO): precatalytic spliceosome
Source: RefSeq, a predicted model, not a curated record
AUGGCCCACCAAGCAGACGCCCGCCGCCAUCUCGACGAGCGCGGCUACACUGGACCUUUGAUCCAUAACGACAACCCGCUCAAACUCUUCGAAAAGGCCGUCCGAGACCGCGUCGUGGACAGCUACUACUGGAAAGAACAGUGCUUCGGCCUCAACGCUGCCACCCUCCUGGACCGCGCUGUUGAGCUGACAUGCAUCGGCGGUACCUUUGGCGUUGGGCAGAGACCGACACCAUUUCUGUGCUUGGCGUUCAAGCUUCUACAGAUCACGCCAGAGCGCGAGAUCAUCGAGUUCUAUCUGGGAAAGGCUGGGGAAGAGUUCAAGUACUUGAGACUACUCGCAGCCUUCUACGUACGGUUGACAUAUGAGAAGGGGGAGGAUGUGUACACGACGCUUGAACCUCUGCUGGCGGACUUCAGAAAGAUCAGGCGGCGCACGAGGGAGGGCUGGUCGCUGACGCAUGUGGAUGAGUUCGUGGAUGACCUGCUACAAAAGAGUCGGCUGAAUCCGAGGACCUUUCUGGAGGACGAGGGGAUAAUAGAGCCAAGGGAGAGCGCGUUGGGUGAAGAGUUGGAGGAGCUGGAUGGCGAGGGCUCAGAAGGCGGCGGGAACGCUGAGUCUGAUAAAACGAGUGGCGAUGGGGAUGGCUCAAUGGAUGGAGAUGUUGACCCACGGAAUGGAGAUCGCGCCAGUAGCAGGGAGGCCACACCAGAAGCAGCCGCUCGAAGUGAUGAGAGCAUGGCCGGCGAUUGA